UAACAACAACUAACAACAACUCACAAUGACUGGUUUCAACCUGAAAGGCAGCAGCCUGCUGAAGAGCAAAGCCAUCAAUGGCAACAGCAAUGGCGAGACUAACGACAGGAGCAACAACUACAUUGCAGAAGAGUGUCCCAAUGGUUCCACCAACUCAACGGCCGUCAUCAACAACAACAACAACCAACAAAAUACUUCAAAUAUUGUGGAUAAUCCCGAAUUAGCAGAGGCUGUCGCUGUCGAAAAUCGUAUCAAAAUGGUUAUAAAUGAAGAGAACUAUUCAUACGAGCUCAUCAAAGAGGUGGCGGAUUUCUUUUUGGAACGCACCAGCAUACGUCCCAAGGUGGGCAUUAUUUGCGGCUCGGGUCUAAACUCUUUAGCCGACCACAUCACCAACACACAAGCCUUCGACUACAAAGAUAUACCACAUUUCCCCGUCUCCACAGUGGAAGGUCAUGUGGGACGCAUGAUUUUUGGCUAUUUGGAAGGUAUGCCUGUGGUGGCCAUGCAGGGACGUUUCCACUAUUAUGAGGGCUAUCCUUUGGCCAAAUGCUCCAUGCCUGUGCGCGUUAUGAAAUUGGUCGGUAUACAGUAUCUGUUUGCCACAAAUGCAGCGGGCGGUCUUAAUCCCAAAUACAAAGUUGGUGAUAUUGUGAUCGUGCGCGAUCACAUCAAUAUUAUGGGCUUUGCUGGCAAUUCACCACUGCAAGGACCCAACGAUCCGCGCUUCGGACCACGUUUCCCGCCCAUGACCAACGCCUACGAUCGUCAUCUGGUGCGCAAGGCACGCAAAGUGGUGCGUGAGAUGGGUAUUGAAAAUGAUGUACAUGAGGGCGUCUAUACGUGUCUGGGUGGGCCCAACUACGAGACGGUAGCCGAAUUGAAGAUGUUACGCAUUAUGGGCGUCGAUGCGGUUGGCAUGUCGACUGUGCACGAAGUGAUCACAGCCAGGCAUUGCGAUCUGACAGUAUUCGCAUUCAGUUUGAUAACGAACAAGUGCGCGACCGACUAUGACAGCAGUGAAGAGGAUGCAAAUCAUGAGGAAGUCGUGAUGGUGGGCAAAUCACGUCAGUCCACUUGUGCGGAAUUAAUGAGUCGAAUGAUACGCGAUCUCGCCGAGGAAACGUGUCUGAAAAAUGGCAGAAAAUGAACGAAGCAGAUGAAUCGGAGCAAGGAUAAUAGUGUAUUAAGAAAAGGAGAAAUUGAGAGAGAUAAAGAGCAAGAGAGCAAGAGAGCAAGAAAUGAACUCUAACUGCAUACGAGUAUGUGUGUAUGUCUGCAAGCACUGGUAACUCCUAAAUAUCAUAUUUGGACGUUAAUCAUAAGUAGUCUAUUAGUUUAGUAGCUUUACGCUAUAUUUUUAGUUUUAAUAUAUAUUUCGGCGUUGUGUAGAUAUGUAUCAUAGUGUAUGUGUGUAUUCAAAUAUUUGCACUCAAACAAAACACGAUUAUAUUUUGACAUCUUUUACAUCUCUGUUACAUGUACGAGUAUGUAUGUAUGCAUUUACAGGAAAACGCUGCUACUUAUUAGUACUGUGUUUUGUUUUUAUAUUUAAGGGGGGCAGCUCCUCCAGACAACGAGUUUUUCAAUAAUUCUUUGCGAAAAACUGAGAGUAUUUAUUAUCUUAAAAUAAAUUACAUAUUAAUAGGAGUAUUCAUGCUUAAAUGAAUAUACAAACAUUUUGUUUAAUAAGAAAAGAAAAUGACGGCGCUACAGCUGCUCAAA
Molecule: messenger RNA, 1725 nt
Organism: Anastrepha ludens (Mexican fruit fly)
Lineage: Eukaryota; Metazoa; Arthropoda; Insecta; Diptera; Tephritidae
Product: purine nucleoside phosphorylase-like
Exons: 3
Coding region: 26-1150 (374 amino acids)
Biological process (GO): nucleoside metabolic process
Cellular component (GO): cytoplasm
Molecular function (GO): purine-nucleoside phosphorylase activity
Source: RefSeq, a predicted model, not a curated record